Messenger RNA from Vigna umbellata (rice bean), 2001 nucleotides. RefSeq names its product cyclin-A2-2-like. Gene Ontology annotation, biological process: mitotic cell cycle phase transition. Gene Ontology annotation, molecular function: cyclin-dependent protein serine/threonine kinase regulator activity. Lineage: Eukaryota; Viridiplantae; Streptophyta; Magnoliopsida; Fabales; Fabaceae. The record is from RefSeq and is a predicted model, not a curated record.
UGUGUUUGUGACUCCCGCUCUCACUGACGCUCUGCUUUUAUUACUACUCUAAUGUUAUUAUCUCCCUCUCUCACUCUCUUUUCAAUUUCCUGCUUUCUCUCUCACUCUCUCCAUCUUUCAAUCUCAUGAGAGUAGAGUAAGCAUAGCUUCCAAUUCUGUAACAAACUUCUUCCAGAACCUUCUUUCACUCUUCUCCAGUCCACCACUGUUUCUCACUAUUCUCAUGCACAGAUCUAACCACCAUUGCCAUCGCUGCGUCUCUUUGUUACAAUUUAACCUAUCAUUUCAAAUUCCACGCAAUUUUCACUCGCAUAUAGAAUCAUCACACUCCGCCGCCUAAAUUUCUAGUAAUAGAUUAGAGCUAGGCUUUUCACCAGGCUGGUGUUAAUCUUCGAGGCAUGAAAGAUGGAUAGAGAGAAUGCUGUAAUCGGUGUGAGAGACAGUGUUCGAGUGACGCGAGCAAUGGCGAGAGCUUUGAGAGAGGUCUCUGCCUCUUCAAGACCAUGCUUUAAGAAACAGCGAAGGGUGGAAAAGAGCAGCAGAGCAGCGCUGACAGAUGUAACCAAUGAAUACAGAAAACCGCAGCUCAAUAAGUGCGCUGUGCCCAGUUUUCAGACAAGAGGAGGUUAUAAGAAGCGAAACACAAUGGGAACUUCCAAUGUCUCCAUACAAGUUUGGUCAACUCAAGAUGUUAGAGCAAAGUCAGCAAAAGAUUUAUCAGCAAUAUCGAUGGUACAGUCACAUGAACCUGUUGGUGCUGAAAGGCUGGAAGACAGAGAGCUAGUGCCACCUUCUAUGUCUGUCAUAGAUGGUCCCCAGCUUACAAUGCGGGACUCUAUGCAGUCUGAUGAACUCCUUAGCUCUCCGAACAAAGAUAUUGAUAUGAUUUCAGAGAAACUAAAGCAUUCGGAUGGUUUGGGCAUUGUGGACAUUGAUUCAGUUGAGUUAAAGGAUCCUCAAGUUUGGAGUUCAUAUGCCCCUGAUAUAUACAAUAAUAUAUGUGUCAGAGAGUUUGAAAGGAGACUAACCAAUUACAUGGGCGAGCUGCAGAAAGACAUCACUCCAAGCAUGCGCGCAAUUCUGAUUGAUUGGCUUGUGGAGGUUUCUGAGGAAUAUAAGCUAGUUCCAGAUACUCUUUACCUUACUGUGAAUCUCAUUGAUCGGUUUCUUUCUCAAAGUUUGAUUGAGAAACAAGGACUACAGUUGCUGGGUGUUACUUGCAUGCUGAUUGCAUCAAAGUAUGAAGAGAUUUGUGCUCCUCGAGUGGAAGAAUUUUGCUUCAUCACAGAUAAUACGUACUCAAAAGCAGAGGUAUUGAAAAUGGAGAGUGAGGUUCUAAAUCUGUUGCAUUUUCAAUUAUCUGUUCCCACCACUAAAACAUUUCUCAGGAGGUUCAUCCUAGCAGCACAAUAUUCUUUUAAGGUUUCUUACGUUGAAGUGGAAUUUCUGGCAAAUUAUUUAGCAGAACUCACUCUUGUUGAAUACAGCUUCUCGCAGUUCCGACCAUCCAUGAUAGCUGCGUCUGCUGUUUUACUAGCCAGAUGGACCCUCAACCAGUCAGAAUAUCCAUGGAAUUCAACCAUGGAACACUAUACGAAUUACAAAGUGUCAGAACUUAAAACUACUGUCCUUGCACUGGCAGAUUUGCAACUUAAUACCAAAGGCUGUCCUCUGAAUGCUAUACGUGAAAAAUAUAAACAGCAGAAGUUCAUGAAUGUGGCAAAUUUGUCUCCAAAACCAGUGCAGACACUUUUUGAGACUAAGUAUAAAGUUGUAAAUGAUGGCAUCUCCGAAGACUAAAUAUUGACUUUUGGAAUUUCAUAUGUGUAUUACCUUUGGUUGUAAUUAUUUGUUUGAUCAUCUAAUUCCCAAUUGCAGUCUGAUUGAUAGCUGUAACUUGUAGGAAGGUACCCAACUCUGGUACUUGCAUAUUGUUAUUGUACUGAAAAAUUGUUACAUCAGGAUACAAUUAAAACAGAGAAUCAUAGUUAGAGGCAUCAA